AUGCGAGAAAGUACUCCUCACCUUCACGUUUAUUUGGCCCUCAGCACUAAGUUUGACAAGGGGAGUGCGCACUGCCUUGACUUGGAUGACGUUGGAACCAAACGUCGUGUAAAAUAUGAAGGAGUUAAAGACCCUUCAGCCAUUAUUGAGUACUGUAGAAAAGGAGGAAGUCACAUCAAAUUUGAACCUGAUAUUGUUGUUAGACGAAGCAAUAGAAAUAUUCUUGCCGACACAUCCACUGGAGAGCAAGUAUUGGAGAUCUCCAAAGGGAAUACACAGAGUUUUUACUCUGUAGUUAUAGAUGUCAAAGGAAUUUCCAGUUUAAAAGAAGUACCAGCCGGGGUAGAAAAUAUAGGAUGUAUAUGUGUGAUACUCUGGAAAUGGAGACUCGUCACAAGGAUAUAUGUAAUGGUAUUUUUGAAAGUAAAAAUGUAUGCAAUUGAAAAUUCUAACUUGCGAACAAUAAUUGCUCCACGAGAAGUUGAAGAUGCAUUAUAUUUUGUUGUCUCUCGACGUGAUGUAUCGUUUCUACAAAAUGGAACCUACCUCACUAGCGUUAUGCUACUUAGUGAUUACGAAACAAUUGACACGAAACUCGGACCACGACGAGGAUAUGAUGGAAUUAGAAGACCUCCCGAUACUUAG
This is a messenger RNA of Diversispora eburnea, 645 nucleotides long. Lineage: Eukaryota; Fungi; Glomeromycota; Glomeromycetes; Diversisporales; Diversisporaceae. The record is from the annotation of a GenBank genome assembly.